Acipenser ruthenus (sterlet) is the source of this 4142-nucleotide messenger RNA. RefSeq names its product PR domain zinc finger protein 1-like. NCBI's taxonomy places the organism in Eukaryota, Metazoa, Chordata, Actinopteri, Acipenseriformes, Acipenseridae. Bases 380 to 2719 code for a protein of 779 amino acids. The record is from RefSeq and is a predicted model, not a curated record. Gene Ontology annotation, biological process: regulation of transcription by RNA polymerase II; cell fate commitment. Gene Ontology annotation, molecular function: histone deacetylase binding; DNA-binding transcription repressor activity, RNA polymerase II-specific; RNA polymerase II cis-regulatory region sequence-specific DNA binding. Gene Ontology annotation, cellular component: cytoplasm; nucleus. The transcript has 8 exons.
UUUUCUGAAUUAACUGCAGCUUUCUUGUCAAUAUGCCAGCUGUAAUGACAGCCGGGUUAAUGCAGUAAUUUACCUGAUUAAAACCUUUCCCCCAGUAUUCAGCCUACCGGGUCCGUGUGGGGAGCAUGUAAACAUCCUUACAGAUAUUGUUGUUCGUUUAGGUUUUGAUUUACAUGAUAGAUACAAGGGCACGUACGGCCUACUAGUUUUGUUUUUAUUUACACAGUAACCCGUAUCAUCCAGUGUAACAGGGCAGAGAGGACAGAGGUACUGAACGAUUCAGAGGAAACCCCUUAAAUAAAAAAGUCGACGGCCGGCUGCCUCACAGCAUAGCUUGGAUAUUUUAAGCAUUGACGGAUCACUGGAAACAGAAAGCACCAUGAAAAUGGACAUGGAGGGUACCGACAUGACAAAGUGGACUGAGGCAGAAUUUGAAGAGAAGUGCACAUAUAUUGUCAAUGACUAUACCUGGGACCCCAGCACAGAUGGUGGAAACUGUGUUAAAGCUAAAGCCUCACUUCCAAGAAACUUGAUGUUCAAGCACGCACCAAACUCCAAAGAGGUUAUUGGCAUCUUAAGUAGGGAAUACAUCCCAAAGGGAACUCGCUUCGGAUCGCUGGUAGGAGAGGCAUACACAGUUGACACAGUUCCCAAGAAUGCAAACAGAAAGUACUUCUGGCGGAUCUAUUCCAAUGGGGAGUUCCACCACUUCAUUGACGGCUUCAACGAGGAGAAGAGUAACUGGAUGCGUUACGUGAACCCUGCGCACUCACAGCAAGAGCAGAACCUUGCUGCCUGUCAGAACGGAAUGAACAUUUACUUCUACACAGUCAAGCCCAUCCCAGCCAAUCAGGAGCUGCUGGUGUGGUACUGCCCAGAAUUCGCUGAACGGCUACACUACCCUCCGUCUGGGGAACUCAUGAUGAUGAAACUCAAGCAAAGCCUUAUGGACGCAAAGCAGCAUGUGACAGAGACAGACGGAUUCAGUCAGAAAGGCACAGGAAAGAAAGAGCACAGUGUGAGGGAGAUCCUCCGAAUGACCAGCAAGGAGGCCAGUGAACCCCAAAUGAUUCCCACAAAGAGUUUGGAAGACUCCCCCAAGAAGCCCAGUUCGGAGCGACUCUUCUUUCCCCGGGUGGUGUACCCAUUCCGUCCCCACAUCAACGAAGAGUACUUGAACACCAAUGCUGUUUAUGGCUUGGACCACCCCAACUACAUGACCCACUCCCCCAUCCAGUCUUCAGCCACCCCCAGCCCCUCGGCCCGCAGCAGCUCAGACAACAGCCCUCGCAGCAGUCCAGGAAGAAUUCAUUCCCCUCCCAACCCUUCAUCUCAGGAAUACGAAGAGGGCUUCCCUUACAUGAACAGACUCUACAGCAGAGACAGCUACCAUGGCUACACGCCUCCCAGCCACCUAUCCCCAGCUUUCUUGCCUUCCUACAACCCCCAUCAUUAUUCCAGAUUCCUGAUACCUCACUACCCGGUCAGCUGCAACAGCCUAAAUGGACUGGGUGCCGAUCCAGUUGGUGGCACUGGCGCUGGUGUGAACGGAUUGAACAGUUUCAGCCUAUUUCCAAGAAUGUACACCUAUAACAACCUGCUGACAGGUGGCCAUCUCUCACAGCACAUGUUGAACCACUCGGCCCUGCCUGGUAUGAUCCCUCCCGAGGGCAGCCGCCGGCUCCUGCUCUCCUCUGAGCCUCACAGGGAUCUCCUCAUCCCGGCGCCCAAUAGUGCCUUUUCCGCCACUGGCCUCAAGGAGAAGCCAUCCAGCCCAAGCAGCAGCAGCAGCUCGCCCAAUGCAGGCAAGGCUGCCACCUCCUUGGAACACUGCAUGCCCACCAAAUCUACCUCGGCCGUGCUGGGCAUAAGCAGGAGCGAAGAAGCCAUGAACCUGAGCAAGACGAAGCGCAACAUGACCGGCUACAAGACCCUGUCCUACCCCUUAAAGAAACAGAAUGGCAAGAUCAAGUAUGAGUGCAAUGUUUGCAGCAAAUCCUUUGGGCAGCUGUCAAACCUAAAAGUCCACCUUCGAGUACACAGUGGAGAAAGGCCCUUUAAGUGCCAGACCUGCAACAAAGGAUUCACACAGUUAGCACAUCUACAGAAGCACUACCUGGUCCACACCGGAGAGAAACCACAUGAAUGUCAGGUUUGUCACAAGCGUUUCAGCAGCACCAGCAACUUAAAGACACACCUGCGGCUCCACUCUGGGGAGAAGCCUUACCAGUGCAAGCUGUGUCCGGCAAAGUUCACCCAGUUCGUCCAUCUGAAGCUGCACAAGCGCCUGCACACCCGUGAGCACCCCCACAAGUGCCUGCACUGCCACAAGACCUACAUCCACCUAUGCAGCCUCAAGGCCCACCUGAAGGGCAACUGUCUGGCCGCUCCCGGCUCUGGCGUGCGAUCCCUGGAGGAGCUGAAUCGUGUCAACGAGGAGAUCGACAAGUUCGACCUCAGUGACAACGCAGACCAGCUGGAGGAAGUGGACAGCAUGGACAUGGAGAGUGUGGUCGAGAAGCAGAUCCUUAACUUGCUCUGGAGGGAGAUGGACCUCAAGGCCUCCUUCCACAAGAGCAUCGGGAAUGGACUCUCUUCCAGCAGUGGCCUUUAUGAACCCAACAACGAGAUGUCAGUCAUAAAGUUGCCUCACAGUAGCCCACAGCCUCUUUCACCUGUAAAGGUCAAACAAGAAACGAUAGAACCCAUGGACCAUUGAGACUGACUGAAGACAAAAUGAAAAUAUGAAAGAUAUUUAUGACUUUUCUGAGAGCUAAGGUGUCUGUAGCAGUUGUAUAUAAUGUUCUCCAUUGCUGCAUAGCAGACUUGGCUUACUCUGUCAGGGGACUUCUAUUCUCAGGACUUUGGCACAAACUGUUUUACAGUCUCUUUUUCACUUAUGUUAAAGACAAUCCUGUACCCAUGAUUUAUUUAAUUUUUUUGUCCGAUUUAUAUAUAAAUAUAUAGCUUCCUUAAUUUAUUAUGCAAUUUAUUAUAGUUAAAGCAAUAAUUGGAAAUAAUGUUUACAAUGAUUGGAUGAUUCAUUGUAACAAAUAUAUUAUAUGUUUUAUUUUUUAUUUUCUUAGUGGCCAUUCUUUGUAGAUUUUUGCUCUUUGUCACGUUAUGAAGAAUCUAAGACUAUUAAAUAUAGAAGUGACAGACAGAACAUUUAUUCAGGGUUUUGCAAAACAAAAAAAAAUAAGAAAGAAAAAUAAAGAUUUUGUAUUGCCAAAGGUGGACAUUUGAAAUGUUGAACCAUGGGAUAAUUUAUGUAAACAUUAUUGUGUAGUGUUCUGUUUUACAUUUUCCUUGUGAAACUUUCCUUUUCCUCAGUAUUUGUGUAGAAUUGUGGUUAAUUUAAUUGAAAGCAAAAGGGCAUUUUGUAAAGUUUCAACAACAGUUACCUCAUUGCGUGUGUCCAGAGGUGAUGUGGAGGGGCUGUAAUAUGUAUUGCUUUGCUGCUUGAAGAAAACCAAAUAGUCAGAAUUCCCACUUUCAGCUUGGCCGAAAGAAUGGGAGCAAUCCUUUUAGAUGUAGCAAGUCGGCUGCAAAGCUUGGAAACUAUUAUUUAUCAUUUAGAAUCAAUGUGCUCUUUGAUUCCUUGAAACUAAAGCAGUAUCAAAAUGAGAAAUGUUUGAACUUGGGUUUUAUUAGGAUUCAAAGCUAACUAAAGUUUUCUUUCACAAACCAAAAAAGAAGGUGGCAAUACUAUUCUAUGUAUGAAGUGUGAGUGAGGUUCUUGGUUGUAACCUCUAAUGUAGCAUUGCCAUCUUUUUGUUUUUAAUUUAAAUUCCCUGUUGCUUUCAUGUAUAGUGCAGACCAAAACAUCACUACUCUAUUACAGGACACACUACAUGUCUGUAGUGUUUUUAAAAUUUGAUAUUAAUUCACAAAGACUUUAAUGCAAUAACUUUAAGGCAAACUGUCGCUCCCCGUAGACUACAUUUAUGAGCACCACUGAAUGCAGCAGUGCAGCAGUUAAAAACUUUUCUUAAUCUAUGACCAAAGGUUCCCUGGCUUGUGCUUAAUCAAUUGAGGAAAAACAGACUGUUUAUUUUGUUUACAUACCGGUUUACAUUGUUAUUUAUGUGCAACUUGUCAAAAAAUGUAAAUUAUGAUAUAAAUAUUGAUUGCCCUAUCAA